Morus notabilis is the source of this 1197-nucleotide messenger RNA. Its product is annotated as transcription factor bHLH148. NCBI's taxonomy places the organism in Eukaryota, Viridiplantae, Streptophyta, Magnoliopsida, Rosales, Moraceae. The record is from RefSeq and is a predicted model, not a curated record. Gene Ontology annotation, biological process: regulation of DNA-templated transcription. Gene Ontology annotation, molecular function: protein dimerization activity.
CAUUUCACUCCCCCACCGUUUCUCUCUCCUCUUUCUCUCUCUCUCAACCUUCAUCAUAUUCAUCCAUACGCCACUCCCUCAACCAACUCCGUUCCGUUUAUCCCCUCUCUCUCUCUCUCUCUCUCUCUCUCUAAAACUGUCUCAUUUAUUUCAUCUAAAUAGGUGAUCAAUCACUCUUCAUCUCUAAUUCUCUAUCUCUCCUAAUCUAAUCUCUAAUUUAUCUUCUACUUCUUCUGUCAUCUUUGAAGAACGGGGUUUUUGGAGAGAUAGAGAGAAACAGAGAUUCGGAAUCUGGUAUUGGAUCGGAUCCGACGGUGGAGAUGGCCACCCCAUCAUCUCUGAUUUCUUCUUCCAAUCCCGUAACGAACACCGAUCGCCCGCAGAGAAAGAAACUCAGAAAGAAGAAAACUUUCCCGCUAGCCAAACAGGACCACGCCGAUUUGGCGCGUCAAGCUCAGACCUGGAAGUCCGAGGCGCAACAGCAAAUCUACUCCUCUAAACUCCUCAAGGCCCUCAGCCACGUCACCAUUGGCGGCGACGGCGGCGGCCCACCGCCGGCGCCGCGGCGGGGAAGAGCCGUGCGGGAGGCGGCGGAUAGAGCCUUGGCCGUGACUGCUAAGGGGCGCACGCGCUGGAGCCGAGCCAUUCUGACGAACCGGCUCAAGCUGAAGUUCAGGAAGCAGAAGAGACAGAGGUACCGGACCGGGAGUAGCCGGUCGACGAGGAAGCCGAGAGUGAGCGUUUACCGGUUAAAGGGGAAGAAUUUGCCGGCUGUGCAGAAGAAAGUCCGUGUUCUUGGCCGGUUGGUUCCCGGUUGCCGGAAACAGCCUCUUCCGGUUAUUCUUGAGGAAGCCACCGAUUACAUAGCGGCUCUGGAGAUGCAAGUCCGAACCAUGUCGGCUCUCGCGGAGCUUCUCUCCGGCGGCUCAAGCUCCGGCUCCGGCUCCGCGCCGACAACUUGAGUAUUUAUUUUUAUUUUUCAUAUAUUUUUUAAAAAAAAUUUAUUUUCUGUUUUUUUUUUUUUUUUAUUAUGUUUUCUCUCCUCUUCAGUAAUUUCUCUGUUAAAUACAAGUUCUCUACUAUCUAGAUUCUACCCUCUUUUCUUAUUUUUUCUUUUUAAGUAAUUUUAUCUCAUACUUCGUUGAGAGAUAUCAUCAAAGUAGUCAACGCAAAUCUGAGUUUGUAUAAUAACUAAAU